Molecule: messenger RNA, 3024 nt
Organism: Lactuca virosa
Lineage: Eukaryota; Viridiplantae; Streptophyta; Magnoliopsida; Asterales; Asteraceae
Source: the annotation of a GenBank genome assembly
AUGGGAGCUUCUUCUAAGCAGGAUCGAUUGAAGGAUGUAAAGGUUAAGCAUCCUGAUAAAGGAGCAGUGGGUCGAUUGGUGCGAACUGAGGUCGAUUUAAGCGAUGUUAUUCCUCCUGGGGUUUUCGAUCAGUCUUCGUCUACUAUCUACCGUUCCCGACGAAAGCCAAGUGCUACUGGAGCUGUUGUGUCGGGAAUCAGGAAAGCGGAGUGGAAAUUGGAGGGUUUGCAUAAAGCUAGGAAACCUAAUCGGGGCGAUUCUCUUCUCAGAACUCCUAUGGAUGCUGAGGAUUACUAUGUGGAUGAUGUUAUAGAAGAAGAGAGGGAGGAUGUAUCGGAAUCUGAUGGUGUGUGGGAAUCCGAUUCCAGUGCUUCUAGGGUUGCUUGUCAAGCUUCGAUCAAGGGUUCUAGUUCCAAUGUUAUGGAUGAAGUGACCAAGGAUUUGCCUCCGAUCAUUCAUGAGUAUUCUAUUCCUUCAGGUAACACUGCAAACUUAUCUAAGAAUUGGGAAAUUCCUAAGGAUGCAGUUGUGAUUUCUAGCCCUAAUUCUGAUUUGAAUCAAGUGAAGAGUCAUAUGAAUAAUGAUGUGAUGGAUAAAGAUGGUGAGGGGUACACUAUGGUCACGGAAAAAGCUGGAAAUGCAAGGACUGCUACUGUGAAGGGGUACACUACAGGUGAUAUUCAUCCUAAUAUUUCUGGAAGCAAAGGUAGUAAUUGGAAUGGAGGGAAUAACAAAAGAGGAAGCUAUAAUACUGAUAAGCAGGGGCAUAAUGGGAAAGAGAGUGUGGAUUUUGGGAAAAAAGAGGAAAAAGUGGAGAAGGGAAAGGGUUUGAAGGGUAGCCAAAAGGAGAACAAUUUUGGAUCUUGUCGAACUUCUUUCCAUCCUGUAUGUGCAAGGGAAGCAAAGCACAUAAUGGAAAUUUGGGGGAAAUUCGGAUGUGAUGAUGUUGAGUUACGAGCUUUUUGCUUAAAGCAUUCUGGACGCCAAAAAGAUCAUAGCCCACAUCUGGAAAACCUUUCUGUUGGAGUUGAAGAUGUGAAAGUGAAUGAUUAUUCUAAUUUCACUCAACUUCUGAAGAAGUUUAUUGAACGAGGAAAAGUCAAUUUGAAAGAUGUGGCCUCAGAGAUUAAUGUUUCUGCUAACUUGUUGGCAUCAAAUCUCGCUGAUGACAGCUUGCCUCCUGAUUUGCAUGGAAGAAUAGUCAAAUGGCUAAAAAGUCAUGCUCAUGUUGGUGGGUUGCAGAAAAACUUGAAGCUGAAACUUGUGUCUCCAUGCAUAUCCAAGGCUGAGAAAGAAUUUGUAGCAUUAGAAAACAAUGUGGGGAAUUCUCCUGUUAAGUCAGCACCACAUAGGAGGAGAACUAAAGGAAAUAUUAGGGUUUUGAAGGAUAACAGUCUUAUAUUGUCUCUAAAAAGGAUUUCUGGAGAUGAUGGGGUUGUUAUGGAUGGGGAUAAAAAUGGUGGACUUGAGGAGUCUUCUCCUGAUUCUAUGGAAAAGAUAUCAGCAGAAUCCUGUCCUGCUUCUGAUCUGUUGGUCAAUAAUUCUGACAGUGGUCAAACUGAGGCUAUAGAAUCUAAGUGUGAUACCAGGGUGAAUUCCAAUCUUGGGAACCAUGAUUGUUUAAAUCCUAUGAAUGACAUCCCUGAUACCAUUAGAACAGAAGCUUUACAUGAUUCUUAUGUCCAUCCACUUAUACUCCUGCAAAAUCAAGUUUUGUCCAAGAUCAAUGCUGACAAGGAAGACACUUUAUCAUGCAUUUCCCAAAAUCAAAAUUCACCCUCUACUGAGUCGAGUUGUGACAUAGAAAAAACUAAGCUCAUAAACAUGUCUCCAAUUGAUGAAUUGGAAGGAGAACUGGUUUACUAUCAGCAUCACCUACUUUGCAAUGCAGUUUCAAGAAAACACCUAGGUGAUGAUUUGGUUUCAAAGGUGAUCAAGGGGAGAAAAGAGAGAAGGCACAAGGAAGCCCAGGUUGUGAUUGCAGCUGCUGCAGCUUCUUCCAGGCUUUCAUCUUUCAGGAAAGAUACACUUGAAGAAUCCGCUCACCAUGAGAAUAAGGUGAAGAUAAAAGCUUUUGGAGGAAGAUCUGCAGUUCAUGCACAACCAAAAGAAACACACCCAAAAUUGUCCGUAACGUGGACCCCACCUGAAAUGAACAUUGAUUCUUCACCAUCAAGUUUAGAUUACAAAGGGCAUUCUAGGGUUUGUGACGUUUGUACACGGGAGGAAACAAUUUUGAAUCCAGUUAUUAUAUGUUCUAGUUGCAAGAAGCAGGGGGUCCCAUCUUUUAGUUACUCAGCGAAGUUGUCUCGUGUGGUGGAAUGUUGCUUAUGUGGUGGCACUACUGGUGCUUUUAGGAAGUCAACUGAUGGUCAAUGGAUCCAUGCCUUCUGUGCUGAGUGGGUUCUGGAAUCAAGAUUCAGAAGGGGGCAGCUGAAACCCAUUCAGGGCAUGGAGACAAUCUCCAGAGGGAAUGAUGUUUGCCUUGUUUGCAGCCGCAAAGUUGGCGCAUGUAUAAAGUGCAAUUAUGGUCACUGUCAAAGCACAUUUCAUCCUACUUGUGGCAAAAGUGCUGGCUUCUUCAUGAACGUGAGAACUAGUGGUGGAAAAAUACAACACAAGGCUUACUGUGAGAAGCACAGCCAAGUGGAGAGAACAAAGGCCGAGACUCAAAAACAUGGAGUUGAAGAAUGGAAUUCCCUCAAGAAAGUCAGGGUUGAAUUGGAGAGAUUACGUCUCAUCUGUGAAAGAAUCAUCAGACGUGAGAAAUUGAAGCGUGAAUUGGUGAUUUGUUCACAUAACAUGCUUCAUUGGAACGGAGAGUCGAUAUGUUCAUCUUCAUCAUCAUGUACAAUAUCCCCUCGUGGGGUUUGCACUAGUUUUGUGUCACCAAAUGUUAGUAUAGAAUCUGCUACAACUUCCUUAAGAGGGGGAUACACAAACAAUUACAAAUCAUGCAGUGAAACCAUCAUCCAAAGAUCCGAUGACAGAGCUUGGACACCAAAUUCUUUUCUUUACAGGUAA